AUGCACCUCUCGCUGUCGGUGUCCCUUGCGAUCCUGCUGGCACGACCCUUCGUGUCGGCCGCAUCCGAUCUUGCCUAUUGCUCCUCAGACAACACUGGAUCCUCAUUCUCAGCUGUCAGCGAUAACUUCCAGUCGAAUGGAGCGUGUGAGACCACCUGCAAAAAUUACGCCUUUGGUGUACUCCAGGGCAAGAAGUGCUGGUGCUCAAACGUAGCCCCAUCUUCGAGCUCGACGUCAAAGACUUCGGACUGCGAUACUUCGUGCCCCGGUUAUCCCAAUGACAGCUGCGGUAGCGCGGCCCAGGGGGUCUACGCCUAUGUCGCCAUCUCGGGCAACUCGCCAACCAGCACGGCAGGGGGAUCUAGCAGUACUAGCUCGUCAUCGACAACCACCUCCGAUCGCGUUGUCCAGACCACUUCUUCGAACGGCCAAGUGGUGACCAUCACUGAAGUGGCUCCGACCCCCACAGCUAGUUCUAGUUCGUCCAACAGCAGCGGCGGCUCCAGCCUGAGCGGUGGCGCGAUCGCGGGUAUUGUGAUUGGUGUCCUCGGUGGCCUUGCUCUUAUUGCAGGCCUCGUAAUCCUGGUCUUCUUUUACCGUCGUCGAUCCCGCGCUGAGAGCCCCGCUCCUAGCCAGGACAUGACCGACAACCGAACCAGUAGGGGUUCUAGCUUUAUGCCGUCCGCGCAGUCGGGUAAUGGGCGCCCAAACCAGUUCACGGAUAACCGCUUGAGAACCGACGCUGUCGUCUACUCGCACGGUCGUCAAGACAGCAGCACAUCGCUCCAGGACAAUGAAGACUACUCGCGCCCAGUGCUUCGCCUCACUAACCCCGACUAA
Messenger RNA from Penicillium riverlandense, 840 nucleotides. Its product is annotated as Carbohydrate-binding WSC subgroup. Lineage: Eukaryota; Fungi; Ascomycota; Eurotiomycetes; Eurotiales; Aspergillaceae. Bases 1 to 840 code for a protein of 279 amino acids. The record is from RefSeq and is a predicted model, not a curated record. The transcript has 4 exons.